Aspergillus viridinutans is the source of this 2175-nucleotide messenger RNA. RefSeq names its product Hsp70 family protein. The coding region runs from base 1 to 2175 and encodes 724 amino acids. Gene Ontology annotation, molecular function: ATP-dependent protein folding chaperone; ATP binding. Lineage: Eukaryota; Fungi; Ascomycota; Eurotiomycetes; Eurotiales; Aspergillaceae. The record is from RefSeq and is a predicted model, not a curated record. The transcript is spliced from 4 exons.
AUGGACCUGAUGAGCUCACGAUUUAAAUCCUUCGGCUUCAAACGCAAUAAGAACAAUAGCGGCGUCUCCGUCUCCGCUACCCAGGUCGCCAGUCCCAGCCCGUCCACCCACACUCUCGUCGCCCCGCCUUCAACCGCCACUUCCCCCAGCUCUCCGCCUUCUGGCCAUAGUUCCUCUUCGACCAGUCUCCCCAUGAACAAUCAGAAUACGUUGGGUCGCCCUCCGAGUUAUACUUACAACACCGCGGGGCGGCCAACCAGCCCCAUGCCGCCCGGUCAACAGUUGGCUCAUCACCCGCCCCCGCUGAACACCAACGUGCAGUACGGGCACCAGCCUGUUCAGCCCAUGGGCGCUCCGCCUGGAUAUCCGUUGCAGCAACCUGUUCCACAUGGAAUCCCUCCUUCGUUGCCGCAGCCCCAGUAUAACGUACGGAACCCCGCAGUCGAGGUCGAGGGUGCUGGUCGGAGCAAGGCACAACUGAUCGUUGGUAUUGACUUUGGUACAACAUUCUCGGGUGUCGCUUUCGCAUUUGCGACCAACAAUGAGGCUCGGGAGGAUAUCAUUACAGAAUGGCCCGGAGCAGGAACGCAUACCAAGCAAAAGAUUCCCACCGUCUUGUACUACGAUCAAUAUCAGAAGGUGGUAGGCUGGGGCCCGGAUAUUGCGGAGGCUCUGGCACCCACUGGUUACCCGAAGCCCGGCGUGCAAAAGGUCGAAUGGUUCAAAUUACAGCUCAUGCUCUCCGGCAAUACUUAUAUCGAUCCCAUCAACCUUCCACCUCUUCCUCCCGGCAAAUCGGAGAUCGAUGUUGCAGCCGAUUACCUCUUUAAGUUGCGACAAGCGAUGCGGGCGCAAUUACAGAAGACCCUAGGUGAGGUGUUUACUCGAGAAGAGCGCAAUAUCCGAUACUAUCUCACCGUGCCUGCGAUCUGGAAUGAUGCUGGGAAGGCAGCAACCAGGGCGGCGGCCCUGCAGGCUGGAUUUCUGCGCGAUGAGAACGAUAACCGCCUGACGUUGAUCUCGGAGCCCGAGGCUGCCGCACUGUUCUGCGCGAAGACCGGUCUACUUCAGCUCAAGGUCGGGGAUGCGAUUCUGAUCGUUGACUGCGGUGGAGGAACAGUGGAUCUGAUCGCGUACGAGGUCGAAGAGGAGCAGCCAUUCAGCGUGGCUGAGUGUACGGCGGGAUCGGGAGAUUCGUGCGGUUCGACGGCUCUGAACCGGAAUUUCAGCAACAUCCUGCGGGCCAAGAUUCGCAAGAUGAAGUUGCCCGACGGUUCGAGAACCGCGGGAAAGGUGUAUGCAAAGUGCAUUAUGGACUUUGAGAACCGGAUCAAGGCCGAUUUCCGCAACAAUGGCCAGAAGUGGGCCGUGGAUGUUGGUAUCGAAGCAGACUUUCCCGAGGCUGGCAUCGAAGAGGGGUACAUGACGUUUACCAAUGAGGAAAUCCUUCAAUGUUUCGAGCCUGUCGUCAACCGUAUUCUCGAGUUGGUUCGGAAUCAGAUCAUCGCGAUUCAAGCGCAGAAUCGAUCGCUCCAGAACGUUCUCGUGGUCGGCGGAUUCGGUGCCUCUGAAUAUCUGUUCCAGCAGAUCAAGCUCCAUGUACCGCCGCAGUAUCAGUCCAAGGUGGUGCGACCCAUGGACUCUGUUGCCGCGAUUGUCAAAGGAGCCGUGACCGCCGGUAUCACAGAACGAGUGAUCACCCACCGAGUGGCGCGUCGGCACUACCUCAUGGCCACUCUCCAACCGUUCAAGGAAGGCUAUCACCCGGAACAAUACCGUGUUCCCAGUUUGGACGGUAGAGACCGGUGCAAGUACACACGGCAGAUCUUUGUACAAAAGGGCGAGCGAGUCAAGAUCGGCGAACCGGUCAAGGUCAGCUUUUUCCGACAGGUGGCACCGGGAGCAACACUGAUGUACGAGGAUAUCCUGUACGCUUGUGACGAGGAUGUCUGUCCAGAGUACACCAAGGAUCCGCGCAUCAAAGAGGUUGUGACCCUGACGUCGGACCUGUCACGCAAGAAUCUCGAGACCGACUUUGAGCGCAUGGACACUCCGCAGGGCACAUUCUACCGGGUAUACUUUGACAUCUACCUGACGCUCGACGGUAGCGAGUUCAGUGCCGAACUGGUUUGCCAGGGUGAGGUCAUGGGCCGAUGCCGAGCCAAAUUCCGGUAA